CAUGAUCUCGUGUGCUGAGCAGCGAAGCCGGCGGGGAGAGGCCAGCAGAGGCCCAGCUCUGGUAGCUCCAGCUUCCCUCCUGUUCUGGCUCCCCUGGGGCUGCUCUGGAAUUCUCCCGGUGCCCGCUGUUGCCAUGCACUCAGCUGGGCCUCAGGGGGCGGAGUCCCCAUGGAGCAGGCAGGAAGAGAAGGACGCAGAGCUGGACCGGAGGAUAAUUGCCCUUCGCAAGAAGAACCAGGCCUUGCUACGCAGGUACCAGGAGAUCCAGGAAGACCGUCGGCAGGCGGAGCAGGGGGGCAUGGCUGUAACCACACCAGAACUCCUUCGGCCCGACGGCCUCACUGUGACGAUCAGCCAGGUUCCUGGUGAGAAGCGGGUGGUCAGCCAGAACUGGACAAGGAACACCCUCGGACCGGGAGCAGGUAGUGAGAUGCUGGAGGACGAGGAGGCAGAUGCCCACACGGGUGCUUUCUGCAUGGGGGAGCGGGUGGAGCUGGCCGUGACCAUGGAAAACAAAGCCAAGGCCAAGCGGAUCGUAAGUGAGAAACCCAGCAAGGCAAGGAAGCAGGGGACAGAAGGGUCACCUGGAGGGGGAUUGGGCCAGAGCCCCCCCAGGCAGAUGGCCGUCAGCUCGGAUUCUGUGCGGAAGGGUUCUCGGGAACCCCGGAAUCCAGGCCGAGUCCCAGGUUCAGUUUCCCACCUGGAGGUGGACUGGGACUAUGCUCAGUGGAAGCAGGAGCGGGAACAGAUCGACCUGGCCCGCUUGGCCCGGCACAGAGAUGCACACGGUGACUGGCGCCGCCCGUGGGACCUGGACAAGGCCAAGCCCAUGCUACAGGACUCCAGCAAGCAUCGGCAAGAAGGCCCAGCUAGGGCAGGCAGCACCAGGGGUCCUAGGAGCCAACGGAAGCUGCAGCCCCCACCAUUGGGCCCUGAUGGCAAAGGUGGUAUGACUCGGGGCAGGCAACCCAGCAGACCCCCCAUGACUCUGGCCACACAUAGCAAAGCCCGGGGGACAGAGAGGCUGACUGGCAGGGCCCGCAGGUGGGAGAUGAAGGAAGACGAGGAGCUGGCGAGCCAGGAGGGACGCCAAAGCGCCAGAAAAACUCUAAGCGAAAAGGAACAAGCACAGAAGCAGAGCAAGACAGAGCCGGGCAGACCCACGAGUGCCCCAGCAACCAGCCCAGCUUUGGAGUCCCGAGAGGGACCAAGUGGGGAGUCAGGAACUUUGACAGCCAAUUUGGUUCCUUGCUCACCACAGAACACUGACUUGGUUCCUCUUGACCUCUCUUUAGGCGGGAUCAAUAGCCCUGGGCCCAGGGAGCAUGUGUGUGUGCCUAGUCCAACACCUGGGGACCAGGAGAGCCCUGGGUCCUGGCCAGAUGGUUCCCAGCAGCCCUUGGGGUGGAAUGGCCUCCAGGCUGAGCCAGAAGUCCAGACUUGCUCUGAGUUACAAGAAGCAGGGUCCCCAGAGUCCAGAGAAGACAGUAAGGCUAGGGCCCCACAGGGACUGGCGCCUCGGAGCAGGCCCCCCAGAGGUACUGGCCAGAGCACAAGGGGCACAGGAUGUGUAAAGAGCAGGACAGGUGGUCCUGGCCCUUCAGGAAGAUGCUGAGCAGGCUGCUGGGAGCUGGAGGUGCAGGCUGGGGAGAGGAGGAGGAAAGAAUAGUCUGGGUGGUGAGUGUCUGGUUGCCAGAGGUUGUAGCAGUCUGGUUGAGCAGUUUGGCAAACUGGUAGAGUGACAUUGUGAGGGAAGGAGGUGCGCUUCCCUGCACCUCUCGUGCACAUCCCUUUUUCCCUGGUGUCCUGCGCCUCAUCUGGUCUUUGCAGUGGGUGAGUUCUGUCCUGGGCCUCCUGCCACAAGCUGUGACAGGCCACAAGCUGCCCUUCCACGGUGAGAGAAGUCCAGCUCUGGCUCCUCAGGUGUCGGGAGGGCAUGCGCAGCCCAGGACUAGAUCUUUUCCUUCUGCUUUGCACCCAUGUGACUCACAGUCCCAGACUCAGAGGAUGGCCAAACUAGGGGAAUCUCAGCAACUGGCUGGCAACCAUCUGCCUUUCUGAAAGAGGAGGCCGAGGCCCAGAGAAAGGAGGGCAACAUCACUUGCAGGGACCGAGCUGGACAUAGAAGAAGAGCGCUCAGGCUCUCUCAGAGAAAGGGAGGGUCCCUGGGCAGACUUCCUCUCUGGAAUGGGCUGGGAGGCCCUAUGACCAGGAAUCACCCUCCCUGAUACCCAGGUCAGACAUCAAGCACACCAUGAAGGGGGGCAAGGCGAUAGCCCUGCAGCCUGGGGUGAUUCUUGCCAGCUUCUACUUCCUCUUCCUCCCCACCUCCCUGCACCAGGAUCACACAAAAGCAAGGUCUCAGAUAGGGACUCCAAAGGGAAAAGAGACACUCCGGCUAAGUAUGACAUCAGGAUCUGUCUUCCCUACUUAGUCUCCGUUCUUGCCCCUCCCCUGAGGCCCACGUCUGGUGAAUUAUCUAGACUCCGCACAAGCUGUGGCUUCCUUUCUAUUCAACAAACAUUUCCUGAGCACCCACUACCAGCCAUGUAGCCGGUGGGCGAUGGUGACUUAGCCAGCAGGAGGGAGGGAAGAAAUCUAGCCACCUAACAGACCCAGGCUGCACGGUAGGAGCCAAUCUCUACUGUAAGUGCCUAGCAAGGGCUAGGGAUGUUGGUGGCAAAGGUGUCACGCACGCCCUUUGCCCUCAAGCUCUUGCCUGGAUCCCCCCAAAUGAUAUACCCCAGUCCCCUCCUCUCUGGCCCUGCCAUGGUUGUUCCUUUCUGCUGGGGGGCCUGGGCCUCACCAGCCCAUUUGGAUUCUCUAGGAUAUGUCCAGGUCAUGCACAGUAUUUCUCCACUGUUGGGGGCCUGAGCUGUGGGGUCAGUCUGGGCUUCCUGACUGGCUCUUGUUCCCCCCUCUAUCCCCACUAUUUAGGAAGCGUAAGAGCCCCCCUUUUCAGCAGAGCAGACUGUUGAGAGCAGUGCCUCUCACAAAUUAAGGUACAGAGAGAAGAAUGUGGAUUCUAAUUUGGUAGGUCUGGGGUGGGCUGGAGGACUUGUGUUUCUAAGAAGUUCCGGGUGAUGCCUAUGCUGUAGAAUAUCUAUGGUGAGAACUAGGGGCAGAGACAGAGUCUAGAUGCUGAGGGCUGGUUGCUGGCUCUGGAGAGAGUUGGGGGACACUGUCCCAACCAGGUGGGAGCUUCCUGGCUUCAGAGUUGGGUGGGAAGCUGCCGGGGAGUGGGAAGG
Messenger RNA from Talpa occidentalis (Iberian mole), 3248 nucleotides. It is a transcript of the gene CCDC9B, whose product is annotated as coiled-coil domain containing 9B. Lineage: Eukaryota; Metazoa; Chordata; Mammalia; Eulipotyphla; Talpidae. The record is from RefSeq and is a predicted model, not a curated record. The coding region runs from base 2 to 1615 and encodes 537 amino acids. The transcript is spliced from 11 exons.